AUGCGGCUGGUACCCUCACUGCUCAACCUCCUGGUUCUCCUCACCUUAUCGACUUACACCACCGGAUCUUCGGCAGCAUCCGUGCAACUGACCCGCAGAAGGACCGGACAAGACCACAGCCAUGUCGUCAAACGGCUCCUCGCAGACUCUUCGGCUCCCAUCUCGCCAAAAGCCAAGACUCGAGGUACUGGGAUAGGGCGAAGAGGGAUUGUGAAGGGGACAUAUGGCCCUGCGCGAAAGCCUGUGCGCCGACAGGAAGAUUCGUCUACUGGGAUGGGCGCUUCGUCGGCUGAGCCGAGCUCAACAGCAGGAGGCGAGGGUGGUGGGGCACCUACGUCGGCAGACUUAAGUGCCACUUUGGCGUCUACUACCAGCUCUGGUGCAUCGACGAGUAGCACGGCUCUUGCUUCGAGUGGAGAGGCCUCGGAGUCAGCGGAUACCUCGUCAACUAGCGUCACUUCCCUCGACCAACUUUUGGGAGAAUCGUCAAGCGAGGCUUCAGCACCUUCCUCUACCUCCGCCGAGCCUUCGACGUCAGAAACGACAUCGACUGCAGCAAAAGCGGAGUCUUCUACAUCGUUGGGCGACACUACCUCAGACGGCGCAUCCCAAGAGGCAUCAAACACGGCGUCAUCUCAAGAGAGUACCAGCGUCGAGAGCAGUGCAACGAUAGCGGCCGAGUCUGGCGCCGAGAGCGCUGUUGGCUCUGAAGCAAGUACGGCAGAAUCGUCGACGUCAGGUUCCACAUCAGCGACGGCAAGCAGCGUUUCAUCCUCCGGAACGGCCAAUGUAACAACCACAAGCGAUGCAGCGGCGACUUCUACCACAUCCGGUGCUUCUGGAUCCGGCACGCAAUCGGGAGGCUCUGCGACUGCCAGUCAGACAAAUUGGGCUCAGCCUUCGGAUACCGAUGGAUCUUUGACAGGUGUGAUGAGUCAAGGAGAUGCGAUAGUGUAUGUGAUCGACGUGGCCGUUGGGGAUGGAAGUGUUACGCUGCCCGUUCUGGUUGACUCUGGGAGUGCCGAUAUAUGGGUUGCGGGGAGCAAUUGUGACAAUUGUACAUCAUCUGGUAUGGCCGACAGCGGUCUUACGGCGACAGAUAACUGCCAGGAGCAGGAGAAGGGCUAUGGGAGUGGCUCUGUGACGGGCUGUCUCGUCCCUACAGAUGUGAAAUUUGGUGAUGGAUAUGAGCUAGAGGCAUUUCCAGUAUUGGUGGCUUCUGAUUCGGAAGGGUUCGACGGGUCUUAUAUGAGCGGUAUCUUUGGGCUCGCCAUGAAUAAAUCAUCAAUCAACAAUCAGGCCACGCCGCUGAAUAUGAUGUCUCAACUGGGCAUGAUUUCGUCCCCCGAAGUAGGAUUUUAUCUCGAUCGCGCUGAAACUGGGAGUGAGAUCAUCUUUGGCUCUCCACAUGACGACAAUCACGCCGAUCAGAGCAAGAAGGUCACUCUGCCGAAGGUCACUGAGGAUGAUGGAUUGUAUCGCGUGACCAUGGACGGUUUCGUGUCCCACGGCUAUAUGGUUUCGAGUACCGAGUCGAACGUCAGCAUGGAGAAUAUCGAGGUCAUCCUGGAUACUGGAACUUCUGAUAUUCGAGUCCCGGAGACGAUGAUGUUGCCGAUAUACGCUGCUCUCGGCAACGGCACUUUCUUCACAGACACCACUACUGGAGACCUCGUCGUUCCAUGUGAAGGUCCCGACAAUGAGGAUGAGGUAUUGGCGCUACAAUUUGGCGGACAACAGUUCUAUUUCAAGUGGGAAGAUCUCGUUGCCAACCCAAGCUCCACGGAUGCCAAUUAUUGCUAUUGCAGAGUUCAAGCCUCACCCUCUUCCAUCAGCGACUACCUCAUCGUAGGCUCAGCGUUCUUCCACAAUGUAUACCACGUAAUCAACAUCGACUCUGGAGACACAACACUGUAUGGGCUGGCGGACGCCUCUUGAAAUUUUGAGUGCAGGAAGUGAAGAAAGGCAACAUCCUAGACGGAAGAUAGAGAAGCAGAGUCUCGAGAGACUCCAUAUCAUUGUUAUAUUUCGCGCAUGUAGUACGCCUUGAGACG
Molecule: messenger RNA, 2054 nt
Organism: Cryptococcus amylolentus CBS 6039
Lineage: Eukaryota; Fungi; Basidiomycota; Tremellomycetes; Tremellales; Cryptococcaceae
Exons: 10
Coding region: 1-1938 (645 amino acids)
Biological process (GO): proteolysis
Molecular function (GO): aspartic-type endopeptidase activity
Source: RefSeq, a predicted model, not a curated record